GCACAACCCUCCGCCAUGGCGGCGGCGAGCGGCGGCAGCGGGGCCGGAUCCUGCUUCGUGCUGGGGGCCUCGGGGGCGACGGGCCGGGCGCUGCUGCGGGAGCUGCAGGCACGGCGGCUCUUCGCCAGGGUGACGGUGAUCGGGCGGCGCCGCCUGAGCCUGGCCGAGGAGAGCGGCACGGCCGUGGAGCAGGUGGUGGUGGACUUUGAGCGGCUGAGCGAGCACGCUGCCGCCUUCCGGGGCCACGACGUGGGCUUCUGCUGCCUGGGCACCACCCGGAGCAAGGCGGGCACGGAUGGCUUCGUCCGUGUGGACCGGGACUACGUGGCGCAGGCAGCAGAGCUGGCAUGGGCAGGGGGCUGCAAACACUUUGUCCUGCAGUCCUCGCAGGGCGCCAAUGAGCACAGCCGCUUCCUCUACCUGCGGGUGAAGGGAGAAGUGGAGAAGCUGGUCCGGGCCGUUGGCUUUGAUCGCUGCACCAUUCUCCGGCCAGCGGCCAAGGAGAUCAAGACUAAGCUGGGCACACUCCUCCAGAAGCCCGACUCGGCCAUCGACUUCAUCGUCCCCUACCCAGAGAAGCCGGAGAAGCCGGCCAAGGCCCAGAAGCCAUCCCCGGAGGAGGCUCUGCAGUGGCGUGACUCCCUGGAGAAGCUCCUGCAAAACCCCUACGGGCUCGCCAGCUUCCGCAGCUUCUUGCGCUCCGAGUUCAGCGAGGAGAACGCCGAGUUCUGGGUGGCCUGCGAGGACUACAAGAAGACCAAGUCCCCCGUGAAGAUGGCGGAGAAGGCUAAGAGGAUCUACGAGGAGUUCAUCCAGACCGAGGCGCCCAAAGAGGUGAACAUUGACCAUUUCACCAAGGCCAUGACCAUGAAGAACCUGGUGGAGCCAUCGCCGAGCAGCUUCGACAUGGCCCAGAAGAGGAUCUUUGCCCUGAUGGAGAAAGACUCCCUGCCCAGAUUCGUGCGGUCGGAGUUUUACCAGGAGUUAAUCAAGUAGCAAUGCGGCCUGGCUGUGCGAGGCACUCCCUGCGGGCGGCCCUACUGCUUCUGUCUCAGCACCUACUCCUCCCGUAGCCGCUUUGCUUUCCUGACACCACCCUGUAGGAGCACCCAGGAGUGUUGCUAAACACCUGCCCCAGUGCUUUGGACGCUCGGAAGGCCCGACAUCUCCUCCCACAGUCUCCUUCCUCCCCUGCAGAAGAGCAGCUACCAGGAGCCCCCGGGGAUGCCCAGCAGCCACGCAGCCAUAGGGCAGAGGUGGCCAUGUGCCGGGACGGCUGCGAGGCAGCCCGUCUGCUCCCCGCUGGAGGCAGUACGGAGGAUGAAGCACGAUUGACUCGUUCAAAACACCGGGACUGUUUAGCAACGCAGCCCUCCUGCCCGCUUGUGUUACGUACCGAGCUCGUAGUCCCCACCCGUGCUCCCAGAGCCCGGAGCCACGCCACCAUGGUGGCCGGCACCGUGCUCAGUGGCACCUUUGGGGAUGCUGCUGCAGCCGCUUCCCGCUCCGGUUGCUUCUCUCCGCAGUAGGCACGCCAAAGCCAUCCUUCUGCACAAACCCAGACCAGGGGCGCCGGUUAGAGGGGAGAAAGUCAUGCUGGGGGAGAAGAAUGCUGCUGAGCAAAACUGGUCAGAGCCAAUUCCAGGGGAAAAGAGAAGAAAAGCAAA
This is a messenger RNA of Oxyura jamaicensis (ruddy duck), 1667 nucleotides long. It is a transcript of the gene RGS5, whose product is annotated as regulator of G protein signaling 5. Gene Ontology annotation, biological process: import into nucleus. The record is from RefSeq and is a predicted model, not a curated record. Gene Ontology annotation, cellular component: cytoplasm. NCBI's taxonomy places the organism in Eukaryota, Metazoa, Chordata, Aves, Anseriformes, Anatidae. The transcript has 8 exons. The coding region runs from base 16 to 996 and encodes 326 amino acids.